UAAUAUUAGUGCAGAACACUGUACCUUUAAUUUAAAUGCCCUUGGAGUCUGCUGGGGAAGAGAAAUAAUACUGUCAGUCAGUAUGACAUGCAGAUGAGUGCCGUCGAUCUUAGAAUCACCGCACACUUCACUCAUUUGGCCAGUCACGGGGCCAAAACCAGUGUUUGGAGCCACAGUGUGGCGGUGGAGGCAGCAGCAAUGGGAGGCCAUACAGCAACCUAUGACAAAAUGGAAACCAGCAGGAGUGUGAGGAGACCUCAAAGUGGCACAUGGCAGAGGGUGGGCGAUGGAGACAGCAGCAAUGGGAGGCCGUAAAGGGGGCC
This is a messenger RNA of Staurois parvus, 323 nucleotides long. NCBI's taxonomy places the organism in Eukaryota, Metazoa, Chordata, Amphibia, Anura, Ranidae. The record is from the annotation of a GenBank genome assembly.